Eutrema salsugineum is the source of this 1412-nucleotide messenger RNA. RefSeq names its product protein BRASSINAZOLE-RESISTANT 2. Gene Ontology annotation, biological process: DNA-templated transcription; brassinosteroid mediated signaling pathway. Bases 187 to 1176 code for a protein of 329 amino acids. Lineage: Eukaryota; Viridiplantae; Streptophyta; Magnoliopsida; Brassicales; Brassicaceae. The transcript is spliced from 2 exons. Gene Ontology annotation, molecular function: DNA-binding transcription factor activity. The record is from RefSeq and is a predicted model, not a curated record.
GAUUCUUCUAUAAUUCCAUCGAAGAGAGAAAAGCGUAUUCCUCGUGAGCACUAACUUCUCACUCUUCUUCUUCAUCUUCUUCAGCUGAAUCACAAUCCGUGCGUAUAAUCUGCAGCGACCUGUAUUUAUACCCGAUUCGGAUCGGUUUCGAAGGUGGUUUGGGUGUUUUGAGUGUUGGGGAAGAAGAUGACGUCUGACGGUGCGACGUCGACGUCAGCAGCAGCGAUGGCGACGAGGCGGAAGCCGUCGUGGAGAGAGAGGGAGAACAAUCGGAGGAGGGAGAGGCGGAGAAGAGCUGUGGCGGCGAAGAUAUAUACCGGUCUCAGAGCUCAAGGUAACUACAAUCUGCCUAAACACUGCGACAACAAUGAAGUGCUCAAGGCUCUUUGUUCUGAAGCUGGCUGGGUCGUUGAAGAAGACGGCACCACUUAUCGCAAGGGACACAAGCCUCUCCCUGGUGACAUGGCUGGAUCAUCCUCGCGGGUCACUCCUUACUCUUCCCAUAACCAAAGCCCUUUUGAAAGUCCCAUCCUUUCUUACCAAGUCAGUCCGUCUUCUUCUUCAUUCCCAAGUCCUUCUCGUGGCGGCGACACACACAACAUCUCCAACAUCUUCCCUUUCCUCAGGAACGGUGGGAUUCCUUCAUCGCUUCCUCCGCUUAGAAUCUCAAACAGUGCUCCAGUCACUCCACCAGUCUCAUCCCCAACUUCUAAAAACCACCCCAAGCCAUUGCCCACUUGGGAAUCUUUUACAAAACAAUCCAUGGCCAUUGCUGCUAAACAAUCAAUCUCAUCUUUCAACUACCCGUUUUACGCCGUAUCUGCACCUGCGAGUCCCACUCAUCAUCGCCAGUUCAAUGCCCCUGCUACUAUACCUGAAUGUGAUGAGUCUGACUCUUCGACUGUUGAUUCGGGUCAUUGGAUAAGCUUUCAAAAGUUCCCACAACAGCCAUUUCAUGCCGGCCCUGGAGUGCCAGCCUCUCCUACGUUCAAUCUAGUGAAGCCCCCCGCACCUCAGCAAUUAUCUCCAAACACUGCAGCAAACCGGGAGAUUGGUCAAAGCUCGGAAUUCAAAUUUGAGAACAGCCAAGUUAAGCCAUGGGAAGGGGAGAGGAUCCAUGAUGUGGCUAUGGAGGAUCUAGAGCUCACCCUUGGAAACGCUAAAGGUCGUAGUUGAGAUAAAGAACAAAAGAACCUGUUGUGGCAUGUCGAACUGGAAGGAUUGUAGUCUUCGUGUGUUGUUCAGUUCAUGGUUUUGGUUGUUGUACUAGAAUCGAUAUUCAUUGUACCGGUGAGUUUGUUUUCACAACCGCAUUAUUUGUAGAUAGAAUGUUUAAGAUGUAUGUUUCUAUCAUCAUCCCUUCUAGAUCUUGGAAAACAUUACAAAUAUAUUACAUUAUUAAGUGGCUUGAA